AUGGCUGACAAAUUAAUUAAGAGACGUAGCUCAAUGAAGGCUAAGCUUACCAGCUUUAGUAAUUAUUUAGAAGUAGUAAAAAGUUGCGAAAUUCUUUCCGAAUUGCAAAUUAUUGAAUUAGAAAGCCGUUUUGACAAAUAUAAUGCCUUGUACUCGGAGUAUGACGAAUUACAGACCGAGAUCGAGACUUUGGCGGAUAAACCGGAGGAAGCCUACGCCAUGAGGACACAGUUCGAAGAGCAGUAUUAUGCGUUGCUUGCGGUGGCUCGGAGCUUGCUGAAUAAGGGUAGCAAGCGUCGUGACUCUGCAGGUUUUGUGACCGGUUCCGAAGCAUCAAUGACAGGUAGGACUAAAAACAAUUUUAUUAGAUUACCUAAAAUUAAUUUGCCUCACUUUGACGGCAGUUAUCAGUGCUGGCUAGAGUAUAGAGACACGUUUAAUUCUCUUAUUCAUGAAAAUACUUGUAUUGACGAUAUUAAUAAGUUCCACUACUUGCGAGCCUCUCUAAAGGGUACAGCUGCAGAAAUAAUAAAAAAUAUAGAUUUUAAAGGCGAUAAUUACAUCAUCGCUUGGAAUUUAAUUUGCGAACGGUACAACAAUAACCGUUUACUUAUAAACAACCAUGUCCAAGCUUUAUUUAAUGUAGAACCGUUAUCAACGGAAUCUAGUGUUUCUUUACGACGUCUUGUUGACGUCACUAAUAAAAAUAUAAGAGCCCUUAAAACAUUAAAUGAACCCACGGAGCAUUGGGAUACUCUCAUCAUUUAUAUGAUGUCUAUAAAACUGGAUUUACAUACCAGUAGAAAGUGGGAGGAGUACCGCAAUACUUUGGCCGAUAAUUCACCUACUUUAUCACAGUUUUGUACAUUUAUAAAUAACACAGCUGAUUUACUCGAAACAUUACAGGAUAAUAUUAAACACAAUAAAACACUUUAUACAAAUAAAUUAGAGAAAAAUAAUAACACAAAAAGCUUCAUUGUUACAUCAGAAAAUUCAAAAGGCAAGAAUACUUCUGCUAAUAACUCUAAAUUUAAAUGUCCCAUGUGUUCCGGUAAACAUUUUUUAUAUAGCUGUGAAUCUUAUAGAAAACUACCUAUAGAAUCACGUAUUCAAAAGGCUAAAGAUUUUAAAGUUUGCAUGAACUGUUUACGUAUCGGUCAUGUUGAAAAACGAUGCAAGUUUUCACAUUGCAGAUAUUGUUCAAUUAAACAUAAUACCUUAUUGCACAUAGAGCGGACAGACAUACCAGCUGUUUUGGACCCAUUGCCUAGUACAUCUGAAAGUAUUUCGCUUUCAGCAAACACCUUAAAUUUACAGCCUACUACUCGUACAAAUGUUUUGCUUUCCACAGCGCUGGUGAGGGUGGUCAACAGUGCAGGCGAGAAGUACGAUGCCCGUAUCCUGUUGGACAACGGUAGCACAGCCAAUUUCAUUAGCGAGAGCCUUUGUAAUAAGCUGCGUUUACCCCGAAGCGAUGCAUACUCAAAGGUUACAGGUAUUAAUAAUCAAACCAGCACUAGUGUACAAUCUUGCAAUUUAAAAAUCGAGUCACUUUAUGACGAUUACAACGUCGAUAUUGACUGUUUUAUAUUACCCGAGAUCACGCGACUAUUACCGUCAUCUCGUAUUAAUAUUAAAGACGUGGUAAUCCCAGAGGGUUUAAAAUUAGCUGAUCCCUCUUUUCACAUUCCAUCAGUUGUGGAUAUAUUGGUGGGUGCAGACGUCUUCUGGAGUGCUAUCAAGCCCAAUCAUAUAAAUUUAGGCAAAAAUCAACCAAAGUUAUGUGAAAGUAAGUUGGGCUGGUUAAUAUCUGGCUCCGUAGCUUACAAUUCACGCUCAUCUCGUUCGCAUUCUUGCAAUCUACUCAAUAUUGAAUGUAAUAAUGCUUUGUCUAAAUUUUGGGAGCUAGACUCCAUUAAUGAAAAGCAUUCUCUUUCAUUAGAAGAACGAGCAUGCGAAGAUUGUUUUUAUAAAAAUACUACACGAAAAGACGAUGGUCGCUUCGUAGUUACAAUACCUCUGAAGGCGGAACCUUCUACAUUGGACAUUGAAAAAAUGUAUAGAGCCAUCGAGGUAAAUCCCUCGCAGAGGCCGUUGCAACGCAUAGUUUUUCGUAAAGAUCCCACGGAACCAUUAAAAACAUAUACAUUAAAUACUGUGACAUAUGGCACAGCAUCAGCUCCAUAUUUAGCGACUAAAUGUCUUGUUACGUUAUCAGAUUUAGCCAGUCAAGAUAACGUUAAAGAAUCCAUAAGGCAUGAUUUUUAUGUCGAUGACUAUUUAAGCGGUUCUAGCAGUAUUUCGGGUGCUGUAGAGCUAUGUAAAACCGUUAAGACUAUUUUGAAGUCGGCUAAAUUUAAUCUGCGAAAGUGGCAAUCGAAUAAUUCACAAAUUUUGAAGGAAUUAGGUUGUUUAGAAUUUAAUAAUAAUAUGUUAGAUUUGUCACGUACUGCUUCCGACAACAACUGUAAAACCUUAGGUUUGAAUUGGCUAUGUACAUCGGAUAGUCUAUCAUUUUUUAUUAAUGUUGAGUCCCAGUCAAAGGUGACAAAACGACACAUUUUGUCAACUAUUAGUCAGAUCUUUGAUCCACUAGGUUUAGUAAGUCCAUGCAUAAUUGAAGCAAAAAUUAUAAUGCAAACCUUAUGGAUAAAUAAAUGUAAAUGGGAUGAUGAACUGUCGCCAGAAAUUACCAAUUUGUGGCUUUCAUUUGCAAACACUUUGUCAUUUUUAAACAACAUUAGUAUCCCGAGAUGGAUAUUAUGUAAUGACUCAGUCAAGCAUGAAAUACAUAUAUUUACAGAUGCCUCAGAAAAAGCUUAUGGUGCUUGCGUUUACAUCAGAUCAAUAAGUAAUUUAGGGGCUGUCACUGUGCGCUUGUUAACUUCAAAAAGUCGUAUAGCACCAAUUAAGCCUACUACCAUUCCCCGGCUUGAGCUUUGUGGAGCUCUGUUGGGUUCAAGAUUGUUCGCAAAGGUUAAAGGUUCACUUACCUUACCAAUACACAAAUUUCAAUUUUGGUGUGACUCUACUAUAGUGCUGGGUUGGUUAGCGAUACCGACACAAAACCUCAAAGCCUUUGUACGAAAUCGAGUAAACGAGAUACAAGAAAGUACGUCGAAUGCGACAUGGGGUUAUGUGCCGACUAAGGAUAACCCGGCGGAUCUUGUUUCUCGAGGGUUGAAGGCCAACAUUAUUAGCGAGUCUAAAUUAUGGUGGUCAGGUCCGUCAUUUUUGCAAUCUGAUUGCAAUUGGCCAAAACAACCUAACGAACAUAUAAAAUCUCAAUUACCAGAGGAAUUAAAAAAUGCUUUAUGCUGCAUAAUUCGUGCAGCUCAGCGUGAAAUGUUCCCAGAGGAGUACGCUUUACUUAAAUCGGGGAAGGCACUAUCUCAUAAAAACAGGUUAAUAGCACUUACUCCCUUCAUUGACGGUGAAGACAUUAUUCGCGUGGGGGGCAGGCUCGUCAAUUCCCACUACGAGUUUGAUGUUAAACACCCGAUCUUGCUUUGUGGCCCACAGUUGCUUUUGGCCAACAUUCGUCAAACUUACUGGCCAUUAGGUGGGAGAAAUUUGGCUAGAUCAACUGUCAGUAAGUGUAUUAAAUGUCGUCGCUUUCGUGCCCAAAGUAUCCAGCCUAUUAUGGGACAGUUACCUGCGACUCGAAGUGAACUAGAGUUUCCAUUUUUCAACACUAGUGUCGACUAUGCUGGGCCGGUACUGAUAUCUGAUCGAAAGGGUCGAGGGUCUAAGCUCAUAAAGUCCUAUCUGUGCAUUUUUGUGUGUAUGGCCACUAAAGCCGUACAUCUGGAGCUCACUACAGACCUCACUAAGGAGGCGUAUAAGGCCGCUUUGAAUCGUUUCAUGGCACGACGUGGUAAACCGCGUAAAAUUCUUUCCGAUAACGGAACUAGUUUCGUUGGUGCAUGUAAUGAAUUUAAAAAAUGUUUACAGGAUAAAAAUGUUGCAGCUGAAUUGGCUCAGGAGGGCAUUGAAUUUUCAUUUGUACCAGCCUAUUCCCCCCAUUUCAAUGGAUUAGCAGAGGCUGCCGUCCGUUCUACAAAAUACCAUCUAAAAAGGUUGCUCACACUCACUCACUUAACUUACGAGGAACUAGCUACGUGCCUAACUCAGAUAGAGGCAAUAUUAAAUUCUCGUCCUUUGACUCCACUUUCUACUAAUCCCCUUGAUCUCUGUGCCCUUACUCCUGCUCACUUCCUGAUUGGACGCUCACUAAUGUCUGUUCCAACUCCACAGGUUACAGAUAUUAAUAUCUGUCGCCUGGAGCGAUAUCAACGAGUGGAAUACCUCAAACAGCACUUUUGGAGGAGAUUUAAUUUAGAAUAUCUUUCCAUUCUUCAGCAGAAGACCAAGUGGGCUACAUCAUCCGACAGUCUUGCAAUCGGAACGCUUGUUCUUAUAAAGGAUAAAGCGCUCCCACCUUUAUGCUGGUCAUUGGGGCGCGUCGUGCAAGUCUAUCCGGGCAGCGAUGGAAUCAACAGGGUCGCCGAGUUGAGGACCAAGCGUGGCACCAUCCGGCGUGCUUACAACAAUAUUUGUCCUUUACCUAUUUCUUGA
This is a messenger RNA of Melitaea cinxia (Glanville fritillary), 4578 nucleotides long. RefSeq lists its product as uncharacterized. The transcript is spliced from 4 exons. Gene Ontology annotation, biological process: DNA integration. NCBI's taxonomy places the organism in Eukaryota, Metazoa, Arthropoda, Insecta, Lepidoptera, Nymphalidae. Bases 1 to 4578 code for a protein of 1525 amino acids. The record is from RefSeq and is a predicted model, not a curated record. Gene Ontology annotation, molecular function: nucleic acid binding.